Molecule: messenger RNA, 896 nt
Organism: Labeo rohita (rohu)
Lineage: Eukaryota; Metazoa; Chordata; Actinopteri; Cypriniformes; Cyprinidae
Gene: snrpc
Product: small nuclear ribonucleoprotein polypeptide C
Exons: 6
Coding region: 104-583 (159 amino acids)
Biological process (GO): spliceosomal snRNP assembly; mRNA 5'-splice site recognition; mRNA splicing, via spliceosome
Cellular component (GO): U1 snRNP; nucleus
Molecular function (GO): zinc ion binding; pre-mRNA 5'-splice site binding
Source: RefSeq, a predicted model, not a curated record
CGCCAAUGCGCGCUCGUAAUCUCUCCAAACCCAAACAAAGACGUAAAAGGAUUCUUAUGUUCUACUUCCGGUGGUGUUCGCCCCGCGCUGUUCUGCUGUGAAGAUGCCGAAGUUUUAUUGUGAUUACUGUGACACAUACCUGACGCACGAUUCGCCGUCAGUCAGAAAGACACACUGCAGUGGACGAAAACAUAAAGAAAAUGUGAAGGACUAUUAUCAGAAAUGGAUGGAGGAGCAGGCUCAGAAUCUUAUCGACAAAACAACGGCUGCCUUCCAGCAGGGUAAAAUUCCACCCACCCCUUUCCCAGGAGCCCCUCCACCUGGUGGAUCUCUGCUACCGCAUCCAAAUAUUAGCGGACCACCGAGACCAGGUAUGUUACCAGCUCCACCCAUGGGUGGUCCUCCUAUGAUCCCUAUGAUGGGUCCCCCUCCUCAUGGCAUGAUGCCUGGUGGACCAGGUCCAGGUAUGCGGCCACCAAUGGGCGGACCUAUGCAAAUGAUGCCUGGCCCACACAUGAUGCGACCUCCCGCUCGGCCAAUGAUGCCGGCCGUUAGACCCGGUAUGGUGCGACCUGAUCGAUAAAGAAAGCGUGCCACUAUUACUAUCCCGAUAUCCACAGAAGACUCGGCCAAAUAUCAACACUGGUUUUACAGUCGAUUGAAGAGUUUUAUUGCCCACUUUGCCCAUUUUAAAACGUUGGUUCGCUCAAGUGACUCGGAUUACCACAAAUUCUUGUAAAAUGAACCUUCCAUUGGCUUUCAUUUCAUAUUUAUGACAGACCAGAGGGUGUUGCGUAAUGGAUUCGUGUAUGAUGUGCGUUUAUUACAUUAAUGGAUGUUUUGGUUAUUUACUGUUAGGAUGAUUUUCAGCUUUUGUUUUUCAUGUAUUUUGAGAA